AUGGAUACAAGUAUAUAUGAAGCUUGUAACGACUUGGUGACAGAAUUCCAUACACAAAAAGUAAGUCCCGAUGAGAUUCUAGCAACAAAAGUAAGUCACUCGGUCCCAAUCCCUUUCAAGACCCGUGACGAUCUGGAGAGAGAUACCAGAGCAGAUAGAGAAGAAGGACUCUUCCAUGGAGAUGUUUUACCACGGAUAGAUCUAAAAGUAUUACAUUAUUUUGCAACACAAUUGUGUUUACAAAAAUAUCCACAUUUGAUUAACGCGAUGGAUGAGACAUGUAUGAUUACUUUGGGAUUAGUUGUCGAACAAUGGAUAGAAGAAUAUUUAACAAGUAUAAAUGAUGAGGUGAUCAGCAACAGUGAAGAUACGGACGAUGAAGUAGUACUGGAUCAAGACUCUAUUAACGGCACCUCUCUGGAUAAAUACAACGACGACCCACCCAAGAAACGGGUCCGCAUUGGAGGAGGACCCUCUGAAGUAAUUGCAAAUAUCAUGAAUGGAGCAAGUAGCACCUCAAAUAUUUAG
Maudiozyma barnettii is the source of this 528-nucleotide messenger RNA. RefSeq names its product Rrn10p (gene RRN10). Lineage: Eukaryota; Fungi; Ascomycota; Saccharomycetes; Saccharomycetales; Saccharomycetaceae. The coding region runs from base 1 to 528 and encodes 175 amino acids. Gene Ontology annotation, molecular function: RNA polymerase I cis-regulatory region sequence-specific DNA binding. Gene Ontology annotation, cellular component: RNA polymerase I upstream activating factor complex. Gene Ontology annotation, biological process: nucleolar large rRNA transcription by RNA polymerase I. The transcript has a single exon. The record is from RefSeq and is a predicted model, not a curated record.